This is a messenger RNA of Rhododendron vialii, 1000 nucleotides long. RefSeq lists its product as uncharacterized. Bases 305 to 712 code for a protein of 135 amino acids. The record is from RefSeq and is a predicted model, not a curated record. The transcript has 5 exons. Lineage: Eukaryota; Viridiplantae; Streptophyta; Magnoliopsida; Ericales; Ericaceae.
AAACUGUUUAGUUUAAGAGGGUUAGGUGCUGAGUUUCAAACUUUAGGGAGAUUAAGCGAAAAUAGAUCGUAGUUGAGUGGGAUUUAAUGUAAACUUACCCAAUUUCUUAUUAUUGAGAGCAAACCAAACCUAUUUUGACCUCUCUCCCACUCCAACUCCUCUAAAUUUCCUGCGCUUUCCGGGAAAAUAGCUGCAAAAUUUUCCCACCCCCCCAAACACGACACUUAUCCGAGCAGCCUUUUUCCCCCCUAUGAUUUUCUGAGCUUCCUUUUGUUGCCCUCGCGAUUGUGCAAAGAGGAUUAGCAUGGGGUGUGCUGGAUCGUCGGAGGCCAAAGGAGAGGAUUUUGCACCAGGUUGUACUGCCCUUUUAGCCCAAGUGAUAUUUGGGUCCUUCAAUGGACCGGGCACAGUGAAGAAGAUCGAAAAGCCAAAACCUUGGAAGCAUUCGCCACAAAUAACAAAGAGCCAACUUCUGCAGAUGCGUGAGGAGUUCUGGGACACUGCUCCUCACUAUGGUGGCAGGAAAGAAAUUUGGGAUGCCCUUCGCGCUGCUGCAGAAGCUGAUCUAACCCUCGCACAAGCAAUUGUGGACAGUGCUGGAGUCAUUGUUCAAAGUGCUGAUUUGACAAUAUGCUAUGAUGAAAGAGGUGCAAAAUAUGAACUACCGAAGUAUGUUAUGAGCGAACCUACAAACUUGAUUCGAGAAGGCUGAAAACAUAAAGGAUAUUACAUGGCUGAAUGUAUAUAGUGUACAUCAUUCUCCUUUGGAACCUAUAAUGAAGUCCAGUUCACUUUUGUUCCAUUUUCUUUUAAAUUGACUAUCGAAACUUGUUUUGAAUUUGUUUUGGUAGCUUUGCGAGAAAUGGGUAGUAGCUAUUUUUUGUUUUUCAAAACAUCUUCACUAAAAUAGAUUCUGCAAGUAGUUAUUGGGCUUUUAGCCAAUAUUAUUGAACAUUCUGUCAGUUUCUACAGUUUCUAUUUUGAGGACAGAUUCUCUACA